This is a messenger RNA of Grosmannia clavigera kw1407, 5919 nucleotides long. RefSeq names its product copper-transporting ATPase 2. The record is from RefSeq and is a predicted model, not a curated record. Gene Ontology annotation, molecular function: P-type divalent copper transporter activity; ATP binding; copper ion binding. Lineage: Eukaryota; Fungi; Ascomycota; Sordariomycetes; Ophiostomatales; Ophiostomataceae. The transcript has 5 exons. Gene Ontology annotation, cellular component: membrane. Bases 1 to 5919 code for a protein of 1972 amino acids. Gene Ontology annotation, biological process: copper ion homeostasis; monoatomic cation transport.
AUGGCGCCUUCCUACAUAAAAGUCCCUCCAAGGGACGCAACGCUGUUGAGCGCGACAAAUGGUGCUGCGACACCACACAUGGCGACUACAACACUUAAAGUUGACGGCAUGACCUGCGGUGCAUGCACUUCCGCUGUUGAAGCCGGCUUCAAGGGCGUAGACGGAGUGGGCAGCGUUUCUGUCAGCCUUGUGAUGGAACGAGCGGUCAUCAUGCACGAUCCACGACGCAUAGCCGCAGACCAAAUUCGCGACAUCAUCGAAGACCGGGGCUUCGACGCCGAAGUUCUCUCGACCGACCUUCCGUCGCCCGCCAUCGACCGGUCCUACGACGAUGCCAACGAUGCCGAGGCCGCUGCGGGCAGCUGUGUGACGACGGUGGCUGUCGAAGGCAUGACCUGCGGCGCGUGUACCUCGGCGGUUGAGCGUGGCUUUGAUGGCGUUCCUGGCAUCAGGCACUUUAGCAUAUCGCUGCUCUCCGAACGGGCUGUGAUCGAGCACGAUUCAACACUGCUGAGUGCAGAGAAGAUUGUGGAAACCAUUGAGGACUGCGGGUUCGGCGCAAAUGUCGUGGAGACGAAGCAGAUGCGGCCUGAGAAAGGCGGCGGCCUGGGCGGGCAAAUGGCAAUUCCAGCGCACGUAACGACGACCGUGGCCAUCGAGGGCAUGACCUGCGGUGCCUGCACGUCCUCCGUGGACGGGCUCUUCAAGGGCGUGGACGGCGUGCUGCGGUUCAACAUCAGCCUGCUGGCUGAGCGGGCGGUCGUCACACACGACCCGGCCAAGCUGUCGACGGAGAAGAUUGUGGAGAUGAUCGAGGACGGUGGCUUUGGGGCGACAAUCGUGUCUUCGGUGCCGGAUGACGCGACCGGUGGUGGCCAGGCCAAGGGCUUCGCCACGGCUCAGUUCAAGGUGUACGGGACGCCCGAUGCAGCUGCGGCCAAGAAGCUCGAAGAAGGCCUCCUCGCGCUCGCGGGCGUGCAGUCGGCAACGCUGAGCAUGGCGUCGUCACGUCUGACAGUGGCGCACGUGCCGAGCGUGACGGGCCUGCGGGCGAUCGUCGAGGUGGUUGAAGCAACGGGGCUCAAUGCGCUUGUGGCGGACAACGACGACAACAACGCGCAGCUCGAUUCUCUGGCAAAGACGCGUGAGAUCAACGAGUGGCGGCGGGCGUUCAAGUUGUCGCUCAGCUUUGCGGUGCCGGUCUUCCUGCUGGGGAUGGUGCUUCCGAUGCUGCUACCGAUGCUGGAUUUGGGUUGUUUCACGGUGAUUCCAGGCCUGUACGUUGGCGACAUCAUCUGCCUGGUCCUGACGGUGCCGGUGCAGUUUGGCAUCGGCAAGCGGUUCUACGUUUCGGCAUGGAAGUCGGUCAAGCACGGCUCGCCGACGAUGGACGUUCUCGUUGUUCUGGGCACGUCGUGUGCCUUCUUCUUCAGCAUUGUGGCGAUGCUGAUCUCGGUCCUCAUUGCGCCGCACAGCCGUCCGAGCACGAUCUUCGACACGAGCACGAUGCUGAUCACGUUCAUCACGUUCGGGCGCUUCCUAGAGAAUCGUGCCAAGGGCCAGACGUCCAAGGCGCUGUCGCGGCUGAUGUCUCUGGCGCCAUCGAUGGCGACAAUCUACGCCGACCCCAUUGCGGCAGAGAAGGCAGCGGAGGGUUGGGAUACGGUGGCCGGCCGAGGCGGACCGAAGACGCCGCUGGUGGACGGCAACGCGGCAGAGGAAAAGGUGAUUCCGACGGAGCUCAUCGAGGUGGGCGACAUUGUGAUUCUGCGACCGGGCGACAAGAUCCCAGCGGACGGCGUGAUGGUGCGCGGCGAGACGUAUGUGGACGAGAGCAUGGUGACGGGUGAGGCGAUGCCGGUGCAGAAGAAGACGGGCAGCUUCCUGAUCGGAGGCACGGUGAACGGCCACGGCCGUGUGGACUUCCGGGUGACGCGAGCAGGCCGCGACACGCAGCUCAGUCAAAUUGUGAAGCUCGUGCAGGACGCGCAGACGACGCGGGCGCCGAUCCAACGACUCGCCGACACGCUCGCAGGGUACUUUGUGCCGACGAUUCUGACACUCGGAUUCCUAACGUUUGUGGUGUGGAUGGUGCUUAGUCACGUGCUUCCGAACCCGCCGAAGAUUUUCCUACAAAACGCGAGCGGCGGCAAGGUGUUUGUGUGUGUGAAGUUGUGCAUCUCGGUGAUCGUGUUUGCAUGUCCAUGCGCGCUGGGCCUGGCGACACCGACGGCAGUGAUGGUGGGCACGGGUGUCGGGGCCGAGAACGGGAUUCUCGUCAAGGGUGGAGCAGCGCUAGAGACGGCGACCAAGGUGACGCGGGUGAUCCUGGACAAGACGGGCACGAUCACAUACGGCAAGAUGAGCGUGGCAAGCGUGAUUCUGGCGGCAGCGUGGCAGGAGAGCGAGCAGCGGCGACGGCUGUGGUGGACGGUGGUCGGACUGGCCGAGAUGGGCAGCGAGCAUCCGAUCGGGCGAGCAGUGCUGGGAGCAGCGAAGACGGAGCUGGGGAUGGACCAGGAGGGCACGAUUGACGGCAGCGUGGGCACGUUCGAGGCAGCGGUAGGCCGGGGCAUCAGCGCGGUGAUCGAGCCGGCGACGAGCGAGCGGAAGCGGUUCGACGUGCUGAUCGGCAACACCCGGUUCCUGCGCGAGAGGAGGGUGGAGGUGCCGGAGACAGCGAUCUCGGCGUCGGAGGAGAGCAACACACGGGCAGCAGCAGCGUUUAAGCGAUCGUCGGCGCAGUCAGCAGGAACGACGAACAUUUUCAUCGCGAUCGACGGACACUUUGCCGGCCACCUCUGUCUGGCAGACACGAUCAAGGAGGGGGCAGCAGCAGCGAUCUCGGUGCUGCACCACAUGGGCAUCAAGACGGCAAUGGUGACGGGCGACCAGCGAUCGACAGCGGUGGCGGUAGCGGCAGCGGUGGGCAUCGCAGCCGAGAGCGUGUUUGCGGGAGCGUCGCCGGAGCAGAAGCGGGCGAUCGUGGCCGAGCUGCAGGCACAGGGCGAAGUGGUGGCGAUGGUGGGCGACGGGAUCAACGACUCGCCAGCGCUGGCGACGGCAGAUAUCGGGAUCGCGAUGGCGUCAGGUACUGACGUGGCGAUGGAAGCGGCGGACGUGGUGCUGAUGCGGCCGAACCGGCUGAUGGACAUCCCGGCCUCGCUCGACCUGGCGCGGUCCAUCUUUGGGCGGAUCAAGCUGAACCUGGCGUGGGCGUGUGCGUACAACAUCGUGGGGCUGCCAUUUGCCAUGGGCCUGUUUCUGCCACUGGGGCUGCACCUGCACCCGAUGGCGGCCGGUGCGGCCAUGGCGGCGUCCAGCGUGAGCGUCGUGGUCAGCAGCCUGCUGCUCAAGUUCUGGCGACGGCCCGGCUACAUGGAUGUCGAUCUGUACGACGAGCGUGGCGUGCCCAAGGCCAGUCUGGGCUGGCGCUGGAAGACGCGUAGCAUGGCGGCCUGGGCCCGCGGCGGGCUCGAGGACGUCUACCUGGCCGUGCGCGGCCGGUGGUGGGCGGACAAGGAAGACGGCGGAUACGUGCCGCUGGCGAAUUUGGAUGGUAUCCGCCCGGAGCAGAUGCCACCAAAACGAGAUCCAUCGGUUCUGGUUACCGAUGCACGUGAGCGUCCGCCAUCGAGCCAGGGCAGAUCCGGUGCGCAGCGGCCCAGCUCUUCGCAGGGCAAUUCGUAUAGCGUCUCCUCGUCCUCGUCCGCCAGCCAGCGACAUUCGAUGCGCCACGUUUCUGUCGACAGCAUCCUCCAGAACGCGACGGCCAUUCCGUCUGGUCAGCCACGUGGACCGCCGGGGUCACAACGCCUGGUGCCGGCAUCCGGUCUGCCGGCAGCCGCAGCCGCAGCUCGACGACGCGGCCUCACGAGACGGGGCAGUGGCUACGGCGGUGCAGCUGGUGUCGGCAGUGCAGCCGGACUGCUGGCCGGGAGUACCGGCGUAGGAGGGACAGGCAUCGGGGGGUCAGCUGGAAUCGGUGGUGGGCCGUUGCUGUCGCGGGCGGUGCUACCCAACAUGCCGUCCCGCACGACCAAGAUCUCGGAGAAGUUGGUGCUGCUGCCGGAGACGGGUGACGAGACGACAGGACCUGGCUUUGACGAUGAAGACGAGGACGAGGACGAGGAAGAGGAGGCAAACGAGGAGAACGGCCUGGAUGUGGACAUGACCGACGCGGCCGAGAGGGCGCUGGUGGCGGCGUUGGCCAGCGAGAAUGCCGAGGCAGCACAGCGGGCGCUGCACCGGGCACGCAUCGAGGAGGGCGGCGGGCUAUACGACGGGGCACGUCCGCCGCGCGACGAGGAGCUGGACGUGCUGCGAAAGCGUGGCGGGAUCCGGGGCAAGAGCUAUGCCGAGCGGCUGCCCAAGGGCCAGCGGACGGAAAAGGUCGCCCGGCUGACAGCCUACUGCACGGCACAGGCCUUCAAGAUGCGGGCGACGGCCGAGUUUCUGCGCGCGCGCCACGCUGCCAAGGCCAAGCUAUACGACGACUGCCUCUACACCGUCUACCACCUGCCGCUGCUGCCCGGCCACGACGGUUUCCGCGUGCGCAGCCGGCCGAUCCUCAAGACGCCCGGCACCGGCAAGACGGUGCUGGACCUCGAGAUCGAGCGCAGCGAGCGGCGUGACGAGCACAUGGGCUACGACUACGGGUAUGCGCACGGGCACGAGGGACACGACGAAGGACACGACGGACGGCAGCACGCGGACGGGGCUGUCAAGAAUAGCCACAGCGGCCAGGCAACGUCUGGUGGGGACGAGGAUCAGCAGCAGCAGCAACAACAGCAAGAGGAGCAGCCACAGCGCAUGUACCCCGUCUCCUCUUCUUCGGCGACCGAGGCGGCAGAGAUCUAUCUGGACAGCCCACGACCGCCGGUCAACCAGCUGGCGCCCGAGGCGAAGCAUUUUGCCGAGAUGUUUGUCUUCUCGUAUGGCGUGGUGGUGUUUUGGAACUUUUCCGAGCAUCAGGAGAAGGCCAUUCUGGCCGACCUGGCAUUUGCUGAGAGCGAGACGACGGGAACGGGGACGAGCAGCGAGAGCGGCAGCGGCGUGGCGCUGGCAGUGCGGCCGCUCGAUCAGGCCGACUUUGAGACGGAGGAGUUCCACUUUGAGUACAGCGGCAGCGUGCAGCGGCCGCGGGUGUUCAACGACAUGAUCACGCUGCUGCCACGGUCAGACCACAUGGUGAAGCUGACGAUCAGCCACGCGAUCGCGCAGAGCACGAAGCUGUGCUUCUUCGAGGAGAAGAUGUCGCAGACGAUGCAGAAUGCACAACACGUGCCGAAGCAGCUGGCGUUGACGGGUGAGCUGAACAUGUCGCGGACAGAGAUUGUGAAGAUUCUGGGGCUGUUGUUUAAGAGUCGGGUGGACAUUAAUCUAUCCUCAAACAUCCUGGACGUCCCCAACUUCUUCUGGGACGCUGAGCCGACACUGCAUCCACUCUACGUAGCCAUCCGCGAGUAUCUCGAGAUCGAUCCGCGCAUUCAGGUGCUCAACGAGCGCUGUCGCGUCUUCCUUGACCUGGCCGAGAUCCUGGCCGACUCGGUGGCCGACGCCAAGAUGAGCUACAUCACCUGGAUCGUCAUUAUUCUGAUCGUCAUCAGCAUCUGCGUCACCGUCGCCGAGGUUCUCCUACGCUUCGCCCUGCUGGAGAGGGGAAAGGAGCGCAACCGCACCUGGGCGCCCAACGGCAGCAGCAGCGACAUCGUGUCUGUGCUGCCACCGGCACCACCGGCCCUCCAGAUCCAGACGAUUCGAAGCGGCAGCAGCAGCGGCGGCCUGGGCGACCUCGACGACCUCAGCAAGAGACCGACGCUCGACGAACUGCGGGCAUGGGGUGCCCUACUGAGCUCACAGGAGCGGGCAGCCGUGUGUGGCAGCGACUUGGUCGGGCAGACGUUUGCCGGUGUCUGA